CCCCGCGGCCGCCCCGGGAGCGGGACAGGAACUGCAGGGCAGAGACGAGAGCAGAGAAAGUUGGGAAUGAGAUUUUUUCUCCUCGGCACAGAUCGGAGUCCCAAGGAUUUGAGUUCUUCCCCCGGAACAGCGAACCCCGGGCUCUGGAGACGUCUCGGGGAAUUCUCCUCCGGUCUCGGUAAAUUCCUCCGAGUUAAAUGAAGAUAUCGAGGGGUGAAGUAAGAAAACGCCGCUUGGAGGGUCCGGAAGGAUAUUUUACCGUCACUGAACAAACAGACUUUUUGAACCUGCAUGGAAAAUGUCCUUUUUAAUACCAAAAGUCGCGAAGGAAAACUUAUGAUUGAAAUCUUACAGGAAUUGGAUUUCAGCUGUACUUUUAACCUUAAAUAGACCAUGGAGAGUUUGUUAUCUCUACUCUGGUGCCAUUAUUCUUUGCUGAUUUUAUUUCAUCAAAAACAUCAGGUGUAUGGAAACUAUUCCCAGCUACCCAAACACCCAGGGUUCAAAGUCCUGGCAUCAGCUUCCCAUUACUGGCCACUGGAAGAUGUGGAUGGAAUUCACGAGUUUCGGGACACAAAUGGAGCUCUAAGAAUCCACAACUUCACUGUGCUUCCUCCCCAUAACUCUACCUUUGUAAAUACCAAUGACUCUGCCUACUCUAACUUCUCUGCAACCGUAGAUAUUGUAGAAGGGAUGGUGAACAAAGGAAUUUACGUCACUGAGAAGAAAGGAGUCACCUUCCUCUUCUUUGGAAGCUAUAGAAAUUCUUGCAUUAGUAAUCCAGAGGCUUGUGGGCCUGAAGGAGUAACAUUUUCCUUUUUCUGGAAGACUCAAGACCAGCAGGCCAAGCUUCUCCCUGCCUCUGGUGGACGAGUGAUUUCCAGUGGUUUCAAAAUCUGCUCAAACGAAGGCGAAGGCUCUGUGGAAUUUUACACCCGUGGCAAUGCAAUGAUGAAGUGGAAAGCAAGCUUUAGUCCACCAGGUCCCCACUGGACUCACAUUCUCUUCACCUGGCAGUCGAGGGAAGGGCUCAAGGUCUACGUCAACGGGACUCUGAGCAGCUCCGACCCGCAGGGGAAGGUUUUCUACGACUACGGCGACGCGGAGCUGCUGGCGGGGCCGGGCGGGGAGCCAGCCCAGCGCUCCGUGCACGGGGCCUUCGAUGAGUUCAUCAUCUGGGAGCGAGCCCUGACGCCCCACGAGGUCCUGCAGUACUUCACAGCCGCCGUGGGUGUGCAAGUCCUGCUUUCUUCAACACUUCCAUGGUCUCUGAUGACAAGCACUACAAACCCUGUGGUAGCCACCCACGCCUACCAGCCCAUCCUGAGGGCUCUGGGCCAGGACAGAGGCAGGUCCCGGACGCCCAGCUCGGAGCUGAGGCUGCUGCAGAACGUGUCCCUCAGCCUGCCCCACACAUCCGUGUCCCAGCACACUGCCCACAGCCUGGCCCAGGCAUUUUUAAAAGCUAUUGAAGACUUUAUGUUGCUGUCCAACUGGAUGGAUGAACCAGAGGGCCCCGUGGUGUUCAGCAGCCUCAUCCUCACCAUCGACACGGUGAUGUCUCACCUGUCCAACAACCUGCCCGGGGACUCGCUGCCUCUGACCCUCGAGGGCUCCUCGGCCGUGGCAGAUUACGCCGUGGUCAAAAUGCACCCUCAGACCCUGAAUGUGUCCCACUACCGAUUUCCAUCUCGAGGGCAGACUUACAUUUCCAUCCCCAGUGAAGCUUUCCAUGGAAAAGCCUGCAUCACCAUCGUGGGCCUGCUUUACCACAACAUGCAUUAUUUCUUCCAUAGCAUCAACCCUGUGCACACCAGGAUUGCUGAAGCUGCUGCCUACAAGGGUUCCAUGAUCUCAGCCAGCAGUUAUCUCAUCUCUCUCAAGGUGGAACCUCUGCCCCAGCUGUCCCACAACCUGUCGGGGUCUCCUGUCAUCACCAUCCAGCUCGCCCACAAACUGACACCCAGACAAUACAGCCAAGCACUGAAUGAAAGUAACAGAGUUCAUCUUUACUGUGCAUUUCUGGAUUACAGCAAUGGAACUGGUGUUUGGUCCAGUGAGGGCUGUGUCCGUCAGAGUGGGGACCUCAACUACUCCGUGUGCCUCUGCAACCACCUCACCAACUUCGCCAUCCUGAUGCAAGUGGUGCCUCUGAAGCUGACGAGAGAACACCAGGUGGCCCUGUCCUCCAUCACUUACAUCGGCUGUGCUCUGUCCAUCUUCUGCCUGACGAUCACCCUGGUCACAUUCGCUGUGCUGUCGUCUGUCAGCACCAUCCGCACCCAGCGCUACCACAUCCACGCCAACCUGUCGUGCUCCGUGCUGCUGGCCCAGCUCCUGCUGCUCACCAGCUUCCAGCUCAGCCCCGCCACGCUGCCUUGCAAGAUAUUGGCCAUUCUCCUUCAUUUCUUCUUCCUGAGUGCAUUUGCGUGGAUGCUGGUGGAAGGAUUUCAUCUUUACAGCAUGGUGAUCAAAGUAUUUGGGUCAGAAGAAAGCAAGCACUUAUAUUAUUAUGGAAUUGGAUGGGGCUGCCCACUGCUGAUCUGUGUCAUUUCUGCAAUGUCAUCCCUGGACAGCUAUGGAGAAAGUGGCAACUGCUGGCUCUCUCUGGAGAACGGAGCAAUCUGGGCUUUUGUGGCACCAGCGAUGUUUGUAAUUCUGGUCAAUAUUGGCAUUCUCAUUGCUGUCACAAGAGUCAUCUCCAGAAUCAGUGCAGACAACUACAAGGUCCAUGGAGAUGCUAAUGCCUUCAAAUUAACAGCUAAAGCCGUGGCUGUUCUCUUACCAAUCCUGGGGAGCUCGUGGAUCUUUGGCAUUUUGGCUGUCAAUGCCCACGCUUUAGUAUUUCAGUAUAUAUUUGCUGUUUUUAAUUCACUACAAGGAUUUUUCAUGUUCCUGUUUCACUGCCUUCUGAACUCAGAGGUCCGAGCUGCCUUUAAGCACAAAACCAAGGUCUGGUCCCUCACCAGCAGCUCAGCACGCAACAUCAACGUGAAGCCCUUCAAUUCAGACAUUAUGACUGGGAACAGGCCAGGCACAGCUCCCACCAAGCUGAACACCUGGGAUAAAAGCAGCGACUCAGCGAACCGCAUUGAUUUAUCAGCGGUCUGACAGGAGCAGAGCUCCUCAGAGAAAAUCAAGCCAUACAUUCAGGACCUCUGACACUGUGUCCACCAGCUUUUUCUCACUGCUCGUGCCAGUAGAAAACUGGGGUUUUUAAAACACUGCUUGAUGAAUUGGGAAUUGCCAUAUUGUUUUGUUGACUAAACUGCCCUCCUUGCUUGCCUUCGAAACUGUAACACAUUCUAGCACUUGGCUCUUAGCAAUAUCUGUAAAAAACCAGCUCAAAUAUACACUGGAUGGUUUUGUCAGCAAUGAUGAAAACACUUGGUAUGCAAGAAGGGCUUAUUGCUCUCUGAAUCAUUCCAGCUCCCAGGACUGAGGGAAAGCAACAUACCUCUGAAAAGAUGGACUUUUAUGCUCACAAAUGAAAUGCUUCCCAUUGUGAUGUUGUAACGAGACUAUUCCAGACUUGCUGUGCUCUCUCUGUUUACAUUUAUUACCUUACAGAAUGCAAUUAUCAAAGUGAAGUUGAUUCAAAAUACGUAGUAUGGUGUUUAAUCUGAAUGCUACAAGGAAGGCAGGACUCGAGGGAGAGGCAGCUUCCAGCUACUCCACUCCCAAGGUGGGUGUGGACUGGCAGAGCUGAUAAACACAUAAACAGCAGCUGUACCGUGUAAAUCUCCUGGAUGUGGGCUGCUGGUAUUUUAGAUCUUCCUGUUGCCACCAUCAGAGGCAGAAGUGGCUGUGGCUGUCCCUCAGCAGCCCCCAGCACCUCUCACUGCUCCGUGUGUGCUGUCAUUCCCACACAGAGCAUUCCCUGCUUUUCCUGCAGCCUGGGGAUGCAGUCAGCCACUCUCCAGAGAGCACAUCUUGCAAACUCACCCUGGCUUUUACAGAUCCAGAGCUGGUGCUGUGCCUGACCUUCCUCCUGUUUCUGCUCGUUCGAGGCACUGAACUCCUGCCACAGAGAUGUAACACGCUGAUACACUGUGAAGACAGCCAGCCUGCAAAUAAUCCGUGUAUUGUUUCCUGCAGACAGCUUUUAAACAGGUCUCUGCAGUCUCUUUUGUGGUUUUAAACCCUGCUCAGCAUUUAGGGUUUAAAUUUAAAUUUAAAGCUUCUGCUUUAGUACUGCUAGGAAGUAUCUUUAAAGAGGAAAAAAACCACUGUGAUUUUUCCUCUGCCCAGUGUUUUUUGCAGGUUCUCAGAGUGGUGUUUGGAGCACGAGGCAGGGCACCUCAGCUGUGCCAAACAUGACCUGGACAAAGCAGAGUUGAACUCCUGGCAGUGGUCAGAGCUCUCAGGACCUUGCUCCAGGAUUUUUGUAGCCACAGCUCCUGGUCCCCAGCUCUCCCUCGUUUGAUCAGGGAUCACCAGGCUGCUCCCCCUGGGAUCAAACACUCUUUAUCAAACACUGCAACAGGCACAAAAUGUGCAAAUCCUCAACCUCAUGUUUGCUAAGCUCUUCAGUGCUGGGGUUUUUAACAUUAAUUAAAUGUUUGUAUCUUCAGCAGCUCAGACAAUUCCUGGUGAAUGUGCUAUUGGUUUCCAAGAGAAAAGGUAUUUAUACUCUAAUGUGCAGAGUGGAAAUUUUCUAUUGGACAGUAAAUUUAUCAAAAAGAAAAAUGAAAGUAAAUUGAUCUUUAGGGAAGAGGAAAUACCCAUCAAUUUUGACUGAAUUUAGUGAAUUUAAUCCCAAAGACAUGGAAUUGAAAGCUUAGAAAAACUCAAUGCAUUUAAUUUCUAUUUGAUCCAAACCAAGUUUUGUCCAUGUUUCCUUCCUGCACUAAUAAUAAUGAUCUGUUUCAGCUUGGCCCAAUUUUUCCUGCCUUCUCCCCUUCCUAGCCAGGACCUGUUGGUGUGAUCCCCAAACUGGAAGCCCAGUCCACCCAGGCUUGUUGAGCUUACAGCUCAAAACAUUCUAGAGAAAUGAUUUCAGUUCACCAGGUCUGUGCUGGAUUUCUGCAGCUGGAACAGAGCAGGACUGCACAUCACACAGGCAUGAAAUCCAUAGGCUUUAACCUCGUGAUUCCUCAUGCUAAAGAACUCCAAUCAAUGACAGCUAACUCCAAACAGAGGGUCAGAAAAAGCUAAAUAUGUAGAUGGCUGUGUCUUUAUUUUGGCUUUCGUGUCUGGUUUUCUCCUGGCCUUUUCUGCACUGCUCUGCCUUACAGCUGUGCAAAUAGAUGGGCUUUUCUUGGCCUGGAAAUGUUUUUUUCCCCCCAGAAGACCCUGUAGACAGAGCCCUUGGAAUGUACAGAGGAGAUGGAAUAGAAGAGUGCUGUGGUAACAGUGCUCACAGUUUGUAUUGUGUGCAGACAAUCUAUUUAAUCAUAUUUUUUAUACUGGAGCAUAUGAGUUCUUUUAGUUUUGGUUUGUUUCUUUGGUUUGCUUUUGGUUUUUUUACACUGUGACCACAAAUAUAGAUUGAAACCUUCCUCGAUCAUUUAUCUUCUAAUCAUUGUAUUAUAGCACAAAGUUCUGUGAAUGAACCAGACAACAUAUAAAAGCUUUUUUUUUUUUUAAAUCUUAAUUUUUGAUUGUGCUCCCUCUGCACAAUUUUCAUUACUUGCAUUUCCUCCUGUCUGUGUUGGUCAUUUUGUGACUGCCCAAGGUCUAUUUGGAUAAAACCCAAGAUGUACCAGUGAUGGGAUGGAAUGCACUGGUACAAAGGGCUGAGGCAGGUUUCCAUCCACGUGUGCUCUGUUUCCAAAUUGUUCACCAAAAAUAAGACAAGCAUGAGAAUGUGUUUGGUUUUACACUUUUGGAUGACGUGGAAGUGUUUUGUGUGAGGAGCAUUGAUCCUCCUGUGUCUCCUGAGAUCCUCUGUGGAUGCAGGAUCCCCCCUCAUCCCUGGCUGUACCUGGAGGACGUGGCUGGGCACGGAGCAGUUUUAUCUUGUUCAUGGCCCAGGAGGUUGGGAGCACUGAAUUUAUCUCACUGCACUGGGGAUGGGGCUGCUGAAAAUCCCUCAAAGUACAAAUGUGUUCUGUUGCCAUCGAUUCCCAUUCUGUUUGUUUGAUUCAAAGUGUUCUUCUUGGUACUGAAUGCAGCAAAUGUACUGAAUAAGAAAUGCUCAAAUGAAUCUUUAAACAAUCUCUUCCUGUUCUCAGUCUCUUGAAGCUUGAAAAUCUUGCAGUUUAUUUAUGGGCAUGUAUAUAGCAGCUAUUACAAUAUUUUUUUGGACAGCAUCAUUUUGUCAACAGUAUGAAAUCUUAAUUGAAUGAAAUGUGACUUUUAAAAAUAGGUGAUGUAGCAAGGAUGACUUUGCCAGUAAGUAGUAAAAUAAUUUAGUUUCAUUGUUUUUCCCCCUCAAAUAAAUAAGAAAUCUUAAUUUCCUAAGAA
This is a messenger RNA of Parus major (Great Tit), 6408 nucleotides long. It is a transcript of the gene ADGRD1, whose product is annotated as adhesion G protein-coupled receptor D1. Gene Ontology annotation, biological process: cell surface receptor signaling pathway; adenylate cyclase-activating G protein-coupled receptor signaling pathway. Gene Ontology annotation, cellular component: membrane. NCBI's taxonomy places the organism in Eukaryota, Metazoa, Chordata, Aves, Passeriformes, Paridae. The transcript has 26 exons. The record is from RefSeq and is a predicted model, not a curated record. Bases 394 to 3111 code for a protein of 905 amino acids. Gene Ontology annotation, molecular function: G protein-coupled receptor activity.